AUGGCUCUAAGUCGCCCACAACCAUAUGAGAGCAGGCCCGCUCCUGCACAAGUCUACUCCGCUCCGAAUGAGGGACCUCCGAUUUACGCAAUGGAUCAGCAAAAUAUGCCCGUCUCCUAUGGUGGAAACUAUGGAAUGCAAGGUCCCCAGUAUGGUGGUAACCAAGCACGAAACGAACCAGGAUGGACAGAGCGAGUUCUCGAUGAGAUGAAGGACAUGCUUCUUCUCCUUACCCCACAGGGUCGGAUCUCCUAUGCCAGUCCAUCGUGCAAGAAUAUUACCGGCCGUGCCCCAACACAACUUGAGGGAAGCCUCUUAACACGGUUCAUCCACGAGGACGACCAGGCAAUCUUCCAGAAAGAUAUGGAUGAUGCUGUCGACUCGAACCAGUCAUUCCGCACCCAUUUACGAUUCCAAAAGACAAACAGCACAUACUGCCUCAUAGAGGCAUGCGGACACCCACAUAUUGCCAACCAAGGCGAGCGCCAGACUGGAAGAACAUCACCUACCGCGGCGCGCUGCACGGGCUUCUUCUUAAUGUGCCGACCGUACCCCAACAAGAUCUCGCAACUCCUCGACUCUUUCCUGGAACACAAGAUUGAAAAUGCGCGUCUGAUUCAACAGAUUGCCCAGUUGAAGAAAGAAGAAGACGAAGAGGCGAGCACGAGUCGACCUCCCCCGCAGACGCAGGAUCCAGCCCAGAUAUCCGAAUCUCACAGUCAAACAUCGGCACAUGAAGGCGGAUCCAGCGACCAGGAAUCCACAGACACCGUCGCCCAGACAUCCGAUGACUCUGAUGCAAACCCAUCAGUCGAGUACUACCCAGAGAACAACCACAGCGAGUACCCUUCGCACAUUGACGGUAUCGAAGUCAUGACAGGUCUUUACUACGGCGAAGGCGAGAGGUCCCAAGGUUUGAGUACAGGAACCAGUCGCGGUCGUCUCGUCCACUGUGAUAUCGAUAUAACAACCGCAGCGGACCAGGAGCGCAACGCACAGGAAGGCGACCGCCGCAAGCGACUCAAAAGCCAGCAUGUCUGCGGUGAUUGCGGAACGGCUGAUUCGCCAGAAUGGAGAAAAGGGCCCAAUGGGCCUAAGACUCUAUGUAAUGCCUGUGGCUGUAAGUUCCCACCGCUUGUUGACUCGCUUUACCUAUCCACUCUUGGCGCACAAGCUAAUCCUGUCAUCUUUUAG
Molecule: messenger RNA, 1194 nt
Organism: Penicillium nucicola
Lineage: Eukaryota; Fungi; Ascomycota; Eurotiomycetes; Eurotiales; Aspergillaceae
Product: GATA transcription factor LreB
Exons: 1
Coding region: 1-1194 (397 amino acids)
Biological process (GO): regulation of DNA-templated transcription
Molecular function (GO): sequence-specific DNA binding; protein binding; zinc ion binding
Source: RefSeq, a predicted model, not a curated record